UACGACGAGAAGGGCGUGCGGAUCAAAAUUGGCGGACGCCAGCUGAAGACCGACGUCGACGAAGAAAUUCCAUUCGAGGAUGGCGAAGAGGUCUUCGACGAAGAAGCGGCCGCCGACGAAGAGGUCGAGGAAGAGGAAGACACCGAAGAGGAGAUCGACGAAGAAGUCGAAGAGGAGCUCGAGGAAGAAGAAGCGGACGAGGAAGUUCCGAUUACCCGCGUCGAUAAGGCUCAGGAAUCGGCGCUAUCGGUCAAGAACAGCAACAGCAAAAAACAGAAGCAAGAAGAAGAUCGCAAAAACGUCAUGAGCGAGCUCGACAGCGCCGCCAAUGGCCGUGCGAAUCCGAAAAACUACGAGCUUCCGCCGAUCGAAUUGUUGAUUGAAAGCGAUGACUUCAGCUUCGAAGAGCAAGAGAAAGAAGUUCGCAAGAAGGCGAAAGUUCUCGAGAAGACAUUCCUCAACUUUGGCUUCAACGUGAAGGUGGUCGAGAUCGAAACCGGUCCGGUCAUUGCCCAGUACGAAGUCGAACUCGAAGCAGGCCUGCGUCUUUCCAAGAUCACCGGGCUCGCGGACGACUUGGCAAUUGCCCUGCGUGUUCCGAGCGUUCGUAUUGUCGCGCCGAUUCCUGGGAAGAACACUGUUGGGAUUGAAGUGCCCAACGACGAGCGGCAGAUGGUCCGCCUGCGCGAGGUGAUGGAAGAAGCCAGCGGCCGCAUGAACAAGAUGAAAGUCCCCAUCUUCCUAGGUAAGGAUGUGUCGGGGAACUCGUUGGCGGUUGAUCUCGCAGCGAUGCCUCACCUUCUGAUCGCCGGUCGAACAGAUGAAGUGCGAAUGCUGAUGAUUGACCCGAAGAUGGUCGAAUUGUCUUGCUAUCGUACAUUACCGCACUUGAUGCACCCGGUGGUGACCGACAUGAAGAAAGCCGAAGCCAUCUUGGCUUGGGCGGUCGAGAAAAUGGAAGAGCGUUACCAGCUUCUGGCCCAAGUAGGCGUGCGACAUCUGAGCGCGUUCAAUGCGUUGGGUGAAGAGGAAAUCUGGGACCGCAUGGGUGCCGAAGACGAAGGGGAACGCAACAACGUCGCGACCCAUCUGCCGUAUAUCGUGAUUGUGGCGGACGAAAUCGCCGACAUGAUGAUGACUGCCGGCAAAGAGGUGGAGCAGCACAUCAUUCGUCUCGCUCAGAAAUCGCGUGCGGUGGGUAUUCACCUGAUUCUCGCCACGCAGAAGCCAACUGUGGACGUGAUCACCG
Molecule: messenger RNA, 1249 nt
Organism: Symbiodinium sp. CCMP2456
Lineage: Eukaryota; Dinophyceae; Suessiales; Symbiodiniaceae
Source: the annotation of a GenBank genome assembly